Molecule: messenger RNA, 962 nt
Organism: Mizuhopecten yessoensis (Yesso scallop)
Lineage: Eukaryota; Metazoa; Mollusca; Bivalvia; Pectinida; Pectinidae
Exons: 7
Coding region: 69-752 (227 amino acids)
Molecular function (GO): protein binding
Source: RefSeq, a predicted model, not a curated record
UCACCCCACUUCCCACCGUAUUACUAACACUCUACUGUGUGUCCCUCCUCACUUGUCAAUAUACAGUCAUGGAUGUGUGUGUAGCUUUAUUAAUUAUCGUGCACGUGGUUUCCGGUUUAAUGUACACGGUGAACGGCCAGACCACGCCCCCUCUGACGUAUGUGACCGGACCAAACGUGUGUGUCAUCAAUAUCACGUUCCAGGAGACAAGGCAAGUUACACGCGCAUACAGAAUCAAGUAUUACACCCGAUGUAAAUGGAACAGACGUUGCGCCAAGUAUAGAAUUCAGCUGAGGGCACAGAACAUCGUCAGCGACGCCUGGAAGUUCGAACCAAGGUGCUGUGACGGAUUCGUUCGAUCCAGGGACACGUGCAUGGAAGUGCUUGCCGACAAGAUCCAGACACUUGACACCGGAACUGACGUCACAGACUAUUCAAUAUGGCCACCGAUCAUCGGUACUCUUAUGGCUAUCUUCGCUAUUUCUACCAUUGCCAUCAUCAUUGUACUGAAACGGAAAUCAUCAUCAGCAACAAGAAAUGGAUCCAGCCCUGUCGAAAUUCGUGCUAUUGCCAACCAUAUAUAUGCGGACGCCAUGCCAUCCGUAAGUCACUCGUACGAAACGCUGGACGCCAGCCAAGCCACGAAAUCUCACUCCUACGAAACGCUGGAUACCAGUCGUGUGGGGUUGACUCAGAAUAUCUACGAUAGCAUUGAUACGUAUAAAAUACUUCAGAGUGGUUCAAAAAAAUAGAUAAUACCUAGUGACGACAUUUUACGCAAGACAUUUUACAAGAGAUAUUCUUUCCCGGAAAUCGGUAUUAGUUUAUGAUUGAUGUAUGUCCAUGUAACGUUCAUUGUCAAAUACAUUGUAAGUGUUUUUUACUCUAGAAAAUAUGUCAUUUUAUUUUCGAAAUAGCAAUUGAAUAUCAGAAUGUUCUGAAUGAUUUAAAGGAUCUUCAAC